AUGUUGGGAGCUGACCGCGGGCCCAGGGAUAGAAUAAAAUUUAAGGACCUACUUACUAAACGGCUCUCUUGCGCUAUCACCCAAGCGCCCGAACCCUUCCGAGGUCGGAACCCUGGGGGUACAGACGGGUACAGAGGUUACUGCAGUCAACGCUGCAACCAGAGACACGGCACACCCCAAGGACGCUCGGCCGACGGAGUCUUUGAGGCGAAUCAAAGGGUCUGGACGUCAGCCGUGCCGGUAAGCGAAACAUGGGCGGCAACCAAAAGGAACGUGCAUACCAUUCAAGUUGCUGAAAUGAAGAUGCUGAGAUGGAUGUGCGGUGUGACUAGGCUGGAUAAAGUCCGUAACGAGUACGUGCGUGGAAGCCUCGGUGUACGCGACAUCGCCGACAAGAUGCAGGAGAGACUACGUCGGAAACUACUGCCUGACCUCCCCGGUCGGAGACCUAGAGGUAAACCCAAGACAAGUUGGAAGGAUGUAGUGCUGAAGGACAAAAGGGAAUGCAAUGCUGCUGACGAGGGUGUCGAAGACAGAGCGAAAUGGAGGAGUAAACUGAGGAAACCUGACCCCAAUACCAUGUGGGAUAAAUAG
Messenger RNA from Bombyx mandarina (wild silkworm), 594 nucleotides. RefSeq lists its product as uncharacterized. The record is from RefSeq and is a predicted model, not a curated record. NCBI's taxonomy places the organism in Eukaryota, Metazoa, Arthropoda, Insecta, Lepidoptera, Bombycidae.